Molecule: messenger RNA, 1201 nt
Organism: Varroa destructor (honeybee mite)
Lineage: Eukaryota; Metazoa; Arthropoda; Arachnida; Mesostigmata; Varroidae
Product: putative histone H1.6
Biological process (GO): chromosome condensation; nucleosome assembly; negative regulation of DNA recombination
Cellular component (GO): nucleosome; nucleus
Molecular function (GO): double-stranded DNA binding; nucleosomal DNA binding; structural constituent of chromatin
Source: RefSeq, a predicted model, not a curated record
GUUGGUUCCCAGUAGUUGAGCAGAGAGGACGCGAGAGCGAAAAACCUGGCGUAGUUGUUCUCGGUCGUUCGACCUACACAAAAAAUGACCAUGGAUGCUGUUGUGCCUGCUGCCGCUCCGGCUACUCCGAAGAAAGUCAAGGCCGUUAAGCCUAAGGCUCCGAAGAAGGUUUCAACCCAUCCUUCGUAUCAGGACAUGAUCAAGAAAGCCGUCGAAACUCUUAAGGACCGCGGAGGAUCGUCCCGCCAAGCUAUUCAAAAGUACAUCCAGGCCACAUUUAAGACUUGCGAUGAUAAGGUGUCGCAGGCACACCUCAAGAUUGCUCUGAAGCGUGGUGUCGAAACCGGACUACUGAAGCGUGUUAAGGGAACCGGUGCGUCUGGAUCGUUCCGACUGGCACAGAAAGUCACAAAGCCUGUCCAGCCUAAGGUUGUCAAAAAGCCGAAGGUCGCGAAGAAGCCGCAGGCAGCAAAGCCCGCUGGUGAGAAAAAGACUGUCAAGCCAAAGACUGUUAAGGCAAAGGCCCCAAGCAAACUAAAGCCUAAAAAGGCUGUGGCGGAGAAAAAGGCUUCGAAGCCGAAAAUGGCCAAGAAGCCGAAAACACCUAAAAAAGCUUUGAAGCCUGCAGCGAAAAAAGCCGUUACUCCUAAAGUAAAGAAGUCCGUCGCAAAGAAGGCCCCUGCCAAGAAGUAGGUGAACUCACUGCCUCUCGGCUUGGCCUGCCUACCAGACAGCCUUCUUAAGCGAGCCUCUAGGAAGCGGUCAAUGGCCUAGAACGUAUUAAAUAAGCAGACAACCACUUUCAUUAUCACCACUACGAAUCAUUUUGCAUUCAUGGUGCUGUUAACGGUGAUACCAGCUUGGACCAGUAAUGGGCGUUUGUGUAGAGAACCCAACUGGUCUAACGGUUAUUUCAUCGACGGAAAUUCAUCUGUUCAUCCCCUCGUGUAGACGUCACCGAAAAUUGCCGAUAAUCAACAAUCCAUGCUACGUUAACACAUAGUAACCAUUGUAAAAUGCAUCAAUGUUGAUAGAAGUUGUAUUUGGCUAUUGGUGGCCGCCGAGAAGUUAUUUAAUGUAAAUAUGUUGUACAUACAUAUAUUUAUCAUUAUUUCACAGGCAGAAAAUAAAAGCUUCCCCAACGAAGUAUCUCACAGGCAGAAAAUAAAAGCUUCUACAACGAAGCGUAGUAAAAAAUACA